GAUAUUCUAGGUAUAUUACGAACCUUCAUUUAUUGCUAUCGCGCUACAUCAGUUCAUAUCAUAACUGCAACCAUGGAGGAGAGAACCAUAGUUACCAUCCCCGACUUAUACAAGUGUUUCUUGACCCAAGAACCUAGGUUUAACAAAGGUUACCAAGCUGCUAAACUUGAGUCGGAGCAAUGGCUUGCAAAAACAUGCGACUUUGCUCCUAGUAUGAGCAAAAAGGUCAACGCCUGCGAUUUCUCCUUUUUCAUCUCCAUCGCGGCACCAGAUGCGCCUCCAGACAGGCUGAAGACUGCAUGCGAUUGGGGAAAUUGGGUCUUUCCGUUCGAUGACUUAUUCGACUCAGGCGAGCUAAGGACCGACCUUUCAACUUCUGAACGUGUUCUCGAUAGCCUCAUGGCCAACAUGACGGGCAAUCCCUUCAUCGGAUACAAGCUUCCUAUCGUUAAGGCACAUGAUGACAUCUACAACCGGUUUGAAAAAGGCUCCUCCUACGGUACUCAGAGACGAUUUGUUCGUGCUAUGCAGCACUACACGCUAGGUGUAGCGCACCACGUCGGGCACUUCACUACCAAUCACAUCCCGUCCUUAGAGGAGAUGCUAUCAACACGGCAGCUAUCGGUUGGCGUCGCGCCACUCUACCAUCUCGUUGAGUAUGCACAUGAGAUUGUGCUUCCAGACGAGGUCUUCGAGCAUCCCGUGAUUCAAACACUAGAGCGCCUUGGUGCUGACUUCGUCAUUCUAUCCAAUGACAUACUCUCUUACCGCAAAGAAGAGUGCGAGGGAUGUCCUUUCAACAUGACCGCUGCCUGUCGGUUAGCCGGGCACUCAGCACAAGAAGCUUUCGAUAUAUUGGAUUCCCUGCUUGUGCAGCGUUACAUUCAAUGGGAUCAAGCCAUUCAAAAUCUGCCUAGUUGGGGUGCAGAUAUCGACGGUGAGGUCCGCCGGUACAUUGAUGGCAUUCAGAAUGUUGUCCAGGCCAACAUCAGCUGGAGCUUCCGCUCAGAGCGAUACCUUGGCAAGAAUGCCGUUGAAGUGCGACGCACCCGUAAGAUCGACGUUAUGACGACUCCUCCCUACUUGGGGAUUAUGGAUAGUACCAGACUCCCAGUGGCUACUGAAAAACUACCGAUACACAACCAGCAAACAGUAGAUAUUCGAAAUUAGAUGAUUACUUCGAGGCAGAGCAGGUGGGAAGACUUUUUUUUAAUAUUCUAUAGUUGUAUAAAAAAAUGUGUUUAAUAUCAUUAUAGAAUCAUACAGUAAUUUGAGCAAAGCAUGGAAGGCAAUAUAUACCCGUUAACAGU
Bipolaris maydis ATCC 48331 is the source of this 1310-nucleotide messenger RNA. RefSeq names its product isoprenoid synthase domain-containing protein. The record is from RefSeq and is a predicted model, not a curated record. NCBI's taxonomy places the organism in Eukaryota, Fungi, Ascomycota, Dothideomycetes, Pleosporales, Pleosporaceae.